Acanthocheilonema viteae is the source of this 840-nucleotide messenger RNA. Lineage: Eukaryota; Metazoa; Nematoda; Chromadorea; Rhabditida; Onchocercidae. The record is from the annotation of a GenBank genome assembly.
AUGUCCACUAAAGAAGAAGAUGCGAAAGAUCAUUGUUCCUCAAAAAGUUUCGCGUGUUUUACUCGCCGAUUGCUUGCUGUCUCAGCUGCUCGCUUACCUCAUGUUGUGCUUUUAGCAGUUUUUGAAUAUUUAAAUCUUAAAGACUUGGCACAAUGCAUGCGAGUUUGCAAACAUUGGUGGACUGUUUUACUGUAUCCGAACAGCUUUGUAUGGAAACGUUUGGCAUGUACAAUUAUCCCAGAUGAAGCCCUUAAUGAUCCCUGUCUUCUAUCAGAAACCCCUUCUUUCAAGGAAAAAUUACGAGCGUUUUGCUAUGCAUGGAAUCCGAACGAUUCUUCAAAGAAUAAUUAUUUACGCUCCAACGGUUUUACGGUGCAUCGAAAUCCAAUUGCUCAAAGUACUGAUGGUAUCCGAGGUAAAAUAGGCGUCAGUAAUGGGAUACAUGCAUGGGAAUUCAUGUGGGAAGGACCGCUGGGAACAGUAGCAUGUAUAGGUUUAGCGACGAAGCAUGCAGCGCUACACUGUCAGGGUUAUGUGGCUUUAUUGGGAAGUGAUGAUCAAAGCUGGGGCUGGAAUCUUGUCGACAAUCAGUUGUUGCAUAAUAGCACACAAAUCUGUUCUUAUCCACAUAUUAAUAAUCCUCCAAAAUAUCAGAUGGGAGAAAGAAUUCGAAUGAUAGUGGAUUGUGAGCAACACUCUAUGUAUUUUGAAAAAGGAAGUGAAUUUCUAGGUAUUGCCUUUAGCCGCCUACCCCCAUUAAAACUAUUUCCUGCUAUGUGUGCUGUCUAUGGCAAUACUGAAGUGUCAAUGGUUUAUAUUGGGCCACCUCUCUUAGGCUAA